This is a messenger RNA of Prorocentrum cordatum, 2709 nucleotides long. The record is from the annotation of a GenBank genome assembly. NCBI's taxonomy places the organism in Eukaryota, Dinophyceae, Prorocentrales, Prorocentraceae.
AUGACGCUCGGCAGCCGGGGCAGUGACUCCGCCGCUCAGGCCGGCGACGCGAGGCCAGAGCGCGGGCCAGAGGAGCCACCGCCGGAGCCGCGGGAGGGCGCUGCCGGGCCCGCGGGCCCGGCGAGGCCCUCCGGGGGCCCGCCGGGCAGGCGGAGGGCCAAGCCGGUGCUGAUCACGGCCUGCGGCGUCGUGCCUUGCCCAGUGCCGCGGGAGGUGCAGAGGGUGCGCCUCCACAGGGAUCCUCAGAAGCAGGAGGUGGAAGUCAGGAGCAGGUGGCCGUUCAGCUAUGCGAGCCAGGGGGACGAUGCCUACAGGGUCCACGUGAAGCAGGUCAUGCUGGUGGCGUCGCUCCGCAUGCAGUGUGCGGACCUGAACGUGCUCUCCACAGACCCGGUCACUGGCCUGCAGAUGAAGCCUGAGGACGUGGCACACAAGUCUGAGGAGCUAGGAAAGAAGGAAGAAGCGAUGGUUCAGGGAGUAUCCCUCGUGCCCAUGAAGGAUUUGCGAGGUCGCGUCGGACUGGGCACGGCAGUCCAGAAGACAUUGCAACCGCUGGGGCAUCAUGAGAAGUUCCUCUGCGAAAAGGUGAGCAAGAACAUGCAUAUUACCAAAACCCGUUACUUCAACAUCAGCGGUGGGCGAAUGCGGCUGUACAGCUACAACUUGAGGCUUGCCAAAGCCAGGACGGUGUUCGAACUCAAGGACGUUCAGAAGUGCGUCGUGGAGUGGGUGGACCAGCAGAAAAACAAUGCAAGACCACCAGGCCUGAAGGACCUGCAUCCGUUCCACAAGGGCUUCCAGGUUCGUGUCCGAGUCGAGCUGAGGGAGCGGCCCCACGGGCCUCUGUACCUGUACGCGGCAAACUCUGCCAGGGCGCUGAGUUGGCAAAGGGUCAUACUCCUGGCAAAGUAUCGGGGAUCGAUGCUGGCAAAGGGGUGGUCCGCGAUGGUGUGCUACGCUCGCUGGGCGAGGCAGGUCAAGGCAUCAGUCCACCGCGUAAGCAGGAAGCUCGUGCUAGGCAAUCUGAGUCGCGGCUUCACUAAACUUCUGCUCGUGCGCCGACAGCGGGCCAACCAAGAGCUAGAGAAGGCAAAGGCCCAGGAACAUGCCGUGCAAUUCCUGCACCAGGUGUUGAAGGGCUCGCAGGGCAAGUCUGGGCGUGCGCGCCCAGCAAAGUCCAUCCGCCACGAGAUGAUAUCGCGGGUGCAGCAUGGAUUCCGCGAGUUUCGGGAACGCCGCAUCCUGGAACGGAGGUAUCCGCUGAGCACCUCGGGGAACUCCCGCCUGAGCCAGCUCGUCAGUGGCUCCACCAUCCCGUGCGCUUUCGUCUCCUUGAGCAGCGCGGCCGCGCUGGGCGCCGUGCUCGGGCCCUGGACCUGGAGGAAGCUCGGCCUGGAGGAGGCCGCGGCGCAGGCCGCCACGCCCGCGGCGAGGUCGGCGUACUCGGCCGUGAACGUUCCGCUGAGCGAGCUGGCCGUUCGCAUCUCCGCCAACUUCUCCACCCUCUCCUUCCAGCACGUCGACUCGCGGGCCUCGCACGCGCAGCUGAAGGGCGAGACCGGCUGGGCCAACUUCGUACAGCUUGACCAGGUCAGCUCGGUGGUCCUGCGCUCGGAGCGGGUGAUGAGUUACGCCAGCCCCGGCAGCAGGCACGGGCAGCUGCACCCGGCGACCUGCGAGGGCGUCUGGCUCACGCUCCACGGGCCCCGCGUGGGCUGGUGCCUGCCGCGCCAGGCCGCCCCGGCGGGGCCGCCUGCCGCGGCCCGGAGCGACGGGCCGGCCGGAGGCCCCGACGGCGGCGCGCUGGGGAGGCUGCUGGCGGAGUCGCGCCACGGCGAGGUGGCGUGGCUGAGCGUCACGCUCCGCCUCGUCGGCGCCGCCGUGCCCCCACCGGAGGGACCCGCGGGCGGGCCGGAGGCGCGGGAGGGCGUCGCGGAGGAGAGGGCCGCCGACGAGGACAUCUUGGCACGGGAGGGCUCGUCCCAGGAGGCGCUCGAGCUCGACGAGGGCGCCGCCGCCAGGCCGGCGGCCUCUGCCGGGCGCAGGGUGUGCAUGGUGGCGCACGUCCUCGGCAGGCGCUUCGAGUGCGAAGUGCCAGCCGCGGGCUUGAGCCUCGCGGCUCCCGAGCAGCCAGUCGAGUUCAAGGCCGAGGUGCCCUUCGUGGGCCUGGAAGCGCUUGGCUGCUUCGACGACUGCCCGGUGGCGGUGGACAUCGCGAAGACGGGACCCCGGCGCGCACCGCACCGUCCUCGCGGCCCGCGUGCCGCUGGCCGCCCUGGCCGCGCCCGCGCCCGCGGCGGCGGGCGAGCAGGCAUCGACCCGCGGGGGCGCAGUGGAGGAGGUGGAGCCGCCGUCGCUAGCCAGGCUGCUCGCAAACAGCAGGGAGCCCGCCCCGGUGCGGAGAACUCUGCCGCUGGCGCCGCCGGCCGACGAGGCGGGCCGCCUGCUGCGCACGGUGGAUGCGUCCGUCGACCUCGAGGUCGCCGUCCGCGUCCUGGCGCGCCCGGAGGGGCACGCGGCCAGGCCUGGCCCCAGCAUCUCGCCGGAGCUGCAGGGGUGCGGCCCCAUCUCUGCCCUGUACAGCUCCCAUCGCGGUUUGUGGUGCGACCCGUCCGUCGUAGUGGCCGUGUCCGACCUGAGCGGGGAUGCCGUGCACGGCAACGGCACCUACAGCAGGAAGUUCGCGGGGGGGACUUGGCCGUACUUUGA